ACCAAUAUACCCACUUUCUCUCGAGAAAGAAGGAACCCCUAAACGUGAAUUUUGAAAAUCUUUUUGUUCAAGAAUUAUCAUUUUUUUUUUAAAACUAUCAAAAAAUGUCACAAAGCAUUAUUAAAAAAAAAAAUUGGUUGCGUGCUUUGGCGCCCUUUUCUUUCCUAUCGAGAACCUCUCUCCGGCGAGGAAACGACGUCGGAAUGGAGUUGGUACCGUUCAUCUAGAGGCGGGACCAGCCGGAGAAGCAACGGCUACAGUACGUGACGUUGCAGAAUCAUGAAAGAGGGGAAAGGUUGCUGUCUUGGAACUGGCAGUUGAUGUGUACCCUACUAAGUUUGUAUGAUUCAUCACAUUUAUUAGACCCAAAGAAACAAGAGAAAGGUUAUCUUGAACCAUGGCUAGCUUAUUGUUUGUCAGGAUUAUUGGGGCUGAACAUUCAAAGAUGCAACUGGCUCUUCCAAACAAGUUUGUAAUGCUGUAUGGAGAUACAUUGGCCAGUAGUGUAUCUCUUGUUCUUCCCUGUGGCCAUACAUGGAAGAUUGGUUUGGUUACAGAAGAUAACAAGAUAUACCUACAAAAAGAUUGGCCAAAAUUUAUAGAACAUUAUCAGAUAAAUGGACAGCUACUAAUAUUUAAUUAUAGAGGAAGUUCGAACUUUGAUGUUUCCAUAAUAGAUAAUAGUUCGUGCGAACUAGACUAUACACUCUUUCCUUUCAAUUCUAAUGGGAAGAAGAAUGACACUGUAUCCAUGGUUGAUUUAGCAUCAAGUGAGGAGUCUCACUCGGACAAUAAAGGCAAGUUCAAAAUUAAUGAAGAAACUGAAGAUGACACACCGACGAAGAUGAGGCGGAGGAAGAGGAGGCAUGAAGGGCCAUACAAUAAAGGCAAGUCCAAAAUUAAUGAAGAAAUUGAAGAUGACACACCAACGAAGAUGAGGCAAAGGAAGAAGAGGCAUGAAGGGCCAUACAAGACUUACAAAAAUACCAAAGCUUACAAAGAAGCUAGCCAACUCUAUUCAAAUAAUCCUUUGUUCAGAAGAAUUAUAAGAAUGAAAGGCCGCCGCCGUUAUAAUCUGCGUCUACCAAAUAGUUUCGUUGAGAGUCAUCUUGGAUCAAAGACUCAGCCCAUAUCUCUUAAAGUGGGGACCAAGAAAUGGCUUGUGAAGCUUGUAAACUGCAAUUCUGGCUUCUUUUUUUCCAAAGGAUGGUCUGCCUUUCUGGCUGCUAACUCUAUACACACAGGGGAUGCUUGCGUUUUUGAGUUCGUGUCUAGGGAGCCAGCCGUGCUUAAAGUCUCCAUUUUUAAAAAGUAAUAUAGUUUAGUUCUUGUUGAUGAUACUUAUCUUUAGUUUCCCAAGACAUUCCUGCUACUAUCAACGGUAACUUCAAUUAAUCUUUAGUUUAUCUUCUUACUGUAGCUUUUUUUUAAAAAAAAUUUAACGUGAUUUGUACUGGUUAUUGUUGAAGUUGGUUCUGUUUAGAGUUAUUAAAUAGAUACGAGUACUUUCCAUUGUUUUUUUCA
Molecule: messenger RNA, 1524 nt
Organism: Humulus lupulus (European hop)
Lineage: Eukaryota; Viridiplantae; Streptophyta; Magnoliopsida; Rosales; Cannabaceae
Product: B3 domain-containing transcription factor VRN1-like
Exons: 7
Coding region: 398-1315 (305 amino acids)
Molecular function (GO): DNA binding
Source: RefSeq, a predicted model, not a curated record